This is a messenger RNA of Rhincodon typus (whale shark), 2970 nucleotides long. RefSeq names its product cathepsin Z-like. Gene Ontology annotation, molecular function: cysteine-type endopeptidase activity. Gene Ontology annotation, cellular component: lysosome. The record is from RefSeq and is a predicted model, not a curated record. Lineage: Eukaryota; Metazoa; Chordata; Chondrichthyes; Orectolobiformes; Rhincodontidae.
UGUCAGUCUGUUAGAGCUCUCACGUAGUGUGUUGGUAAAGCAGCUGCACACGAAGGAAGCACCAAUUGUCCUCAAACCGAACAAACCCGCCGCCGCCGGAUGUGAUAUCAGACGCCCGUGUAUUUCCGGUGUGGUGAACACAUCUCUGUUCUGGAUUUUGCAGCAGUGGUGUUUUGAAUCUUACUGCUGGCAUUUAGCACCAACAAGCAUCAUGUUCCCAAUAACUAAAGACUGAAAGUGAUUAUCAUUGCUACUGGUUGUGGUUCGCAAAGCGUGCUGUGGGAAUGGCCGGGCACUUCCGCAGCUAUGUAUGGGAUCCCAUUCUUAUCGUAGCUCAGAUUAUCCUGAUGCAGUGCAUCUAUUACAGUUUCCUCGGCAUUUGGUUGGCUGUCGUGGACAGCCUGGUACAGAACAGUCGCUCGCUCGAUCAAGUAUUUAGCUAUGAGGUGCUGGGAUUUUCCACAGCUCAGGGGAGGCUGUCGAUGAUGGCAUUUGUCCUCAAUUCACUCACAUGGUCUUACCCUCGGCCCCACGAAUACCUUCCCAUUGCUGAUUUGCCAAAAGUAUGGGAUUGGCGCAAUGUGAAUGGCACUAACUUUGCGAGCACCACCAGGAACCAGCACAUCCCCCAGUACUGUGGAUCAUGCUGGGCCCACGGGAGCACCAGUGCACUGGCAGAUCGGAUCAACAUUAAACGCAAAGGUGCUUGGCCAUCUGCUUACCUGUCUGUGCAGCAAGUCAUUGACUAUGCCAAUUCAGGCUCCUGCGAAGGGGGGGAUCACAUGGGAGUCUGGGAAUAUGCACAUACACACGGCAUUCCAGAUGAGACCUGCAAUAACUACCAGGCCAAGGACCAAGAUUGUAUGCCUUUUAACCAAUGCGGCACCUGCACAACCUUUAACGUCUGCCACAUGGUCAAGAAUUACACACUCUGGAAGGUUGGUGACUUUGGCAGAGAAGGGCGAGAGAAUAUGAUGGCAGAGAUUUAUGCCAACGGUCCAAUCAGUUGUGGCAUUAUGGCUACAAGAAAACUGGACGCCUACACUGGAGGAGUGUAUAUGGAGUACCAAGCAGAGCCAGCAAUAAACCAUAUCAUGUCAGUGGCAGGCUGGGGUGUAGAGAAUGGAAUUGAAUACUGGAUUGUGCGCAACUCUUGGGGCGAUCCAUGGGGGGAAAGUGGUUGGCUCCGAAUCGUCACCAGUCCCUACAUGGGAGGGAAAGGAAACUCCUACAAUCUGGCAAUCGAACAGAACUGUGCCUAUGGGGACCCUAUCCUGUAGUAGUGUACAGGUUUUGCCACACACCUACUCUUCAUAGGAAUGGAACUUUUUUUAAAAAUACAUUACCACUUUAAGAAGAAAUCUAAAAUGUAAAUCUGAGGUAUACAAAUUACUUUGCCUCAAGAGGUGACUGAAUUGAAUGAUUUUUAUUUUAAAACAAGGAUAAAGCUGUAUAACAGGAAACAGAAGGGAAUAAUUUUGGUUCCAAGAGGCUAAAACCACGACAUGAAUUAAAAAACCUCUUGAGAAUCACAGGUUUUUUUUUUUGCACUCAUGUCCAGCACACCUGUAAAACAAACACUAUUUGCUCACAGGUUCCAAUGCAACAGAAAUAUCGUUUUGAACAAUCUCCAUGUCACUUUGUAAGUAAAAAGGAAAUCAGAACAAUAUUAUCUUUUCCUAAAAUAUAUGAAAUAAGACAGUGCUUCAGGAUCUAUAUCUUGUGAAUUUAUCCAUAACCUGGUCGGUUUACUCUACACUAUCUGAUUAUAAGUCAUCUUUGUAAUGAGACAGCAGCCCUACAGUCCUCAGGGUAAAUGGCAACUUUACUAAACUGGACCAAAGAUAAUGAUUGUUGACUCAAUCAACAACAGGAUCAGACAGCAGUUCAACAUUAUUAUUUACCAGAGGCAGCACUGACAACAUCAUCUGCAAAUAUACCUUACUGACACAACCCAGUUAUCAACUGGAAUUGCAAAGAUGCAAAUGGUGCUACUAAGCUCAAAUGUCACUUACGCAACCAUCAACAAAAUCUAAUUUACUUUUUCAUUCAUUCACAAGAUGAAGGUGUCACUGGUUGGACCAGCAUUUAUCACCCAUUCCUAACUGUGAUGUGGGGGUACUGGUGUUGGACUGGGGUGGACAAAGUCAGAAAUCACAUGACACCAGGUUAUAGUCCAACAGGUUUAUUUGAAAACACAAGCUUUCAAAACCUGAAAGGCUGAGACUCCGAAAGCUUAUGUUUUCAAAUAAACCUGUUGGACUAUAACCUGGUGUCAUGUGAUUUCUGACUUUGUCCAUUUGUAAUUGCACUGAGUAGUUGGUGGUGAGCUGGGUGAGCUGCCUUGAACUGCUGCAGUCCAUUUGCUGUAUAUAGACCCACAAUGCCAUUGGAGGUGGUGGUCCAGGAUUUUAAUCCAGUGAUACCAAAGGAACUGCGAUAUUUCCAAAUCAGGAUGUUGAGUGGCUUGGAGGGGUAACCUUCAGUGGUGGUAUUCCCAUGUAUCUGCUGCCGUUGUUUUUUGAGAUGGUAGCGUGUUUGGAAGGUGCUGUCUCAGGAGCCUGAGUGAAGUUAUGCAGCGCAUCUUGUGGGUAGUACAUACUGCUGCUCGAGGGGUAUUGUAAAGCUAAUGGCUUUGGAUUUUCUUUCAAAGUAAACAAAAGCAGCACGAGUGGGUAGAGUUUUUGCUUUCAGUUGUUAAGUUGGUUUUUUUGGAGUUGAAGGGGCUAGAUACAGCUCUCUCUCUCUCUGCUACUAGAUGCAUUCGUUCAGUCUUUCUCCUGAACCAGAGGAGAUAGCAAGUGACCAAAUCUGUUCUUUUGAAUUUGCCUUUGCAGAUGCUGCUCUAUUGAAACAGUGGAUAAGUAAUUGUUGAAUAAUAUAUUAAUGAUUUCAAUAGAGUUAAAAGAUAUGCCAGUUGUUUUUAUUUGUAUUUUAACUGAAGUGUAAGAAUAAAGUGUUUUGCUAAAA